AUAGGGAGGUAAAACGAGAGGGAAAGAGGCAGAGAGGAAGAGAAGGGAAACGGAGAGAAAGAGAGGGAGAGAGACUUUAAAUCAGAACGAGAGAGAAAAAGAAAGAGAGCGCACCCCCCCUCGCUCUGGUAGCUCGUUUAUUUGCUGAUAAUUUAAAUAAAGAGGAGAUUAAAGCGGUUAUCAGGCUCAUUCUGCACACAGUAAGUCUUAGAUAUUAGCAGAAUUGAGCUUAUAGAGCAGAAAUGAAGCUCGGAGUACAUGAAACCAGGCUUCUUCAGUAAAGGGUCAUUGUUCGUCCACAGAACUCUCCGUGGGGGAUAUGAAAUGAGCAGACUCUUUCACUGCGGCGUCUCUUUGCUGGAGGAAUGUCUCUGAGAGAAUCCCCUUUCCCGAAUGGCUUUGCGGAGGCUCUCCACACUGUAGGAUGGGGCCUCGUCUUCCCCUGCUUCUGGUUCCUGGACCGGCUCAUUGCCGUGUGCAUCUCCACCAGCCUGGAGCGUCAUAGGAGACGGGAGGAAGAAUGCUACCUCCAUCCGCUCCAGGUGUUUUUUGGCUUCAUCCUUUUUCUCUUCCUCUUCCUCAUUUCAACACCUUUUGCCUUCCUGGGGUUCCUGCUUUGGGCUCCACUCCAGCUCACACGGCGGCCUUUCUCUUACCGCCACCAGGUGGCGACUGUCGAAAUGGAAAAUCGGAAUGUGGGCUGGGAGGAGGCUGGGAGGGUGACUUUUGGGUUUGUCACUGCCAAUCUGUGCCUACUGCCGGACGGAUUGGCGCGGUUUAACAAUCUGGGGCAUUCCCAGAACCGGGCUCUGGCCAUCGGCCAAAGCAUCGUCCAGGGUGUUAACCGACCACACAUACGCAUAUUAAUCGACUCGCCCAGCAGCUCUGGAACCCUCAGCCCCUCAAUCAGCCUCCUUCCUCAGUCCGCAUCCACCUCAUAUGGAGCCACGGAUGCUCAGGUGCAACCAGGUACAGCCGAACAGAGCGCAGACACGGUUUUGGACGGAGCGAUUCCCAAAACGUCCACCGGGGGCGCCAGUGUCAAUGUGGCCAGUGACCAUAUGAACCAGCAGCAGCCUGCAAAGUGGAACUGCAACCAGAACUCCAACCAGCAGGGCAGCCGAGGGCGCAGGAACCCCCCGAGAGCCUUACGGACGCUGGGCAAGGCUGGAGACACACCGCUGGAGGUGUCCAUGCUGUUUCCAGCCAACGUGGACAUUGUGUGCCUAGAAGAAGUGUUCGAUAAAAGGGCGGCCAAAAAGCUAACUGAGGCUUUAGGGACGGUUUUCAGCCAUAUUUUGUACGACAUCGGGGUCUACGCCUGCCAGCCCUGCGGGACCUGCUCCUCCUUUAAGUUCUUCAACAGCGGCCUGUUCCUGGCCAGCCGUUUCCCCGUGAUGGAGGCGCAGUAUCACUGCUUCCCCAAUGGCCGAGGAGAGGACGCGCUGGCCUCCAAAGGGCUGCUCUGUGCUAAGCUGCAAAUAGGAUUACAGAAGGGAGAGAAGAAGAUGGUUGGAUUCUUUAACUGCACUCAUCUUCACGCUCCAGAACGGGACGGAGAGAUUCGCUCUGAGCAGCUGGACAUGGUCACCCAGUGGAUCACCGAGUUCCAAACGAUGACCCGGCAGCAGGACGAGGUUGUGGUGUUUGAUGUGCUCUGUGGGGACUUCAACUUUGACAACUGUUCUCCAGAUGACAGACUGGAGCAGAAUCACAGUCUGUUUAACGACUACAGAGAUCCCUGCAGAGCUGGACCUGGAAAAGAGAAGCCUUGGGUUAUAGGCACCCUGCUGCAGCAGCCAACCCUGUACGACGAGAAUGUGAAAACUCCAGAUAAUCUGCAGAGGACGCUGGAGGAUGAGGAGCUGCGUAAAGUGUAUCUGGCCCCCCCAGUAUCUCAGGGCAGUGAGCCUCUCGUGUAUCCUGAACCUGGAGAGCCGUGGGUGGGCCGUCGCCUCGACUACCUCCUCUACAGAGAGAGCACCCUUACUGACCAUUGCCGGACAGAGGUGGAGGAGUUUACAUAUGUGACCCAGCUGGCUGGAUUAACAGAUCACAUUCCUGUUGGCCUGAGACUCAACGUCACACUGUAAAACACUGAACACUACAGUUUUCCUGGGGAAAGACUGUUAUUACAAACACUGGAGGACAAACUGAACACUGAAUGCAACUUUUGGGCACAAAAUGAAAACUUUUCUGUGCAGAAAAGAACCAUUAGAAAACUCUAAUUGCUAGAUUUUUGUAAGAAUACUUGAUUGAUUGACAGGGAAUUCAAAUCACUUUGAUUCAAAACACAUUGAGAUUUUUUUUUAUUAAAAUAUUUCCAUGGUAUGGAUUCUACAGGAUUACUUCGUCUAUAAUCCAUAAGCAGCAGUUACCAACUGUACCUGAGUUUGUAAUAACUGAAACGAUUUUGUUACAUUGAUUUUUUUAAUUUCAUACCAUCACAUCAAUUAUUCUGGUAAUGUAUUUUAAUAAAAUGGCAUAGACUUUUCAA
Colossoma macropomum (tambaqui) is the source of this 2497-nucleotide messenger RNA. It is a transcript of the gene smpd5, whose product is annotated as sphingomyelin phosphodiesterase 5. The transcript has 8 exons. NCBI's taxonomy places the organism in Eukaryota, Metazoa, Chordata, Actinopteri, Characiformes, Serrasalmidae. The record is from RefSeq and is a predicted model, not a curated record. Bases 366 to 2093 code for a protein of 575 amino acids. Gene Ontology annotation, cellular component: extracellular region; cytoplasm. Gene Ontology annotation, biological process: sphingomyelin metabolic process. Gene Ontology annotation, molecular function: sphingomyelin phosphodiesterase activity.